Molecule: messenger RNA, 1681 nt
Organism: Paramuricea clavata
Lineage: Eukaryota; Metazoa; Cnidaria; Anthozoa; Malacalcyonacea; Plexauridae
Source: the annotation of a GenBank genome assembly
AUGUUCGAACGGUUAUUAAUUAAAGAGUGCGGUAAAAAGAACUCUGCUGUCGACCCCAUGCCAACGUCACUGGUGAUCGACCUAAACGAUGUGUUAUUACCGACUAUCACCAAGAUAAUUAAUCUGUCAUUGGACUCAGGGACGUUCGCUGACGUCUGGAAAUGCGCUCUUGUGCACCCGCUCUUGAAAACUGUCGGAGUAGAUCCACUUUUCGUGAAUUGUAGACCUAUAAGCCACCUACAGUACAUCUCCAAGUUAACUGAGAAAGUUUUAUUUAGUCAGACCCAUUCGCACAUGAUGGCGCACUCAUUAUAUCCUGAGCUACAAUCAUCUUAUCGUCGACAUCACGGCACUGAAACCGCACUGCUCAAAGUUACAAACAACAUCCUGCUAAAAAUGAACACGCAAGAAGUUACUUUACUAGUUACACUUGAUCUAAGUUCCGCGUUUGACACUGUCAAUCAGGUGCGCACAUUUGGUGGGGGUUGGGUGGGGGGCGAACCCCCUUUAGCAUCCGAAUGUCACCAAAAGUCGUUCCCAUUCUUCCUUGAUACUGUGCGAAAACUCGGUCCCAAGAUUCGGGUACAAGAAUUAAUAUUUAUUUCUGUCAGUGAAUUGGGACCGACAACACAUGAGCUGUUGAUAAGAUGUUAUGAACAAGGGACAAUAUAUGGCCGAAAGGAAAUACAAAUACAUUUCCUGAAUGUCAUGUGUAUUGGAUUACAUAAAAUUCGACCUUAGCAACUUUUAAUGUAUCGCGUUACAUUACUUAAAAUGCGCUAUUCCGCAUUAGCAAGUAGCAACUGCCUACGGAGACGGUCGGGAGGUGCACCAUGUUGGUGCAUGGCGUUACUAUUUUUGAAAAGAAACUGAAUUUUUACACACAUGACUAUCUCCUUUUCUGGCUUUAUAUAUUUUACAUGUCUCCAUACAAGCUUUUUAGUACAGCGCGAUCAUAUAUCGUUUGGGUCGAUCAAUUUUUUUACACCACAGGAUCUAUUACCUACUGUGCACUUAUAUUUCUUAGGUUCACAUUUAUACAAAUACAAGUCGUUUUUUAUCUUUUUUCCUUAGUUUCAUAAAAUACAACAUAAUUUUCACAGGUAUACAUUGUGAACAACACGAGACCAUAUUAUAAUAUUUCAUACUACACCAAUUGACUAACAUUUAUGGACUAUUGUGGCAUAAAAUUAUUACUAGAACUUAUAUCUAUAUCCAAACUAAAAAAUCUCUAGAAUCUGCUAAACCAACCAUUUCUACUCUGCGCUACUUACGUGAUGAUGAACAAAACGUGAACAAUCGGCUGAUUACUGCUGCUGUGAAUCUUCUGAACGCCAAGGAGUAGAUGAUAAUAUCGAAUGUCAGUGACAUCAUCGUCACAGGCGCACAGCAAGAAGAGUGCACGUGGACGAAAGACCAGAAACGGCAAAAAAUCUUACCCAUGAGGAUUUCUACAGAAAAUAAUUCAUCACAGUCCUCGAUGUACAAACACAAGUCCUUACCGACAAUGUUGAAGACAUGUGAUAUUCUUGCCCGGGCAAUUAACCUUCUUCUUCCUCCAUUUGACAAUGAUACCAAAGAAGAAGAUGUUGACUCUCUCGUAAAGAUGCUUCCACGUUCACUACAACCUGACAACGACGUUUUAUGCGCUGAACUAACGUUGUUUAGAAAUCAUUUUUGA